AAUGCUUGUUUGAACGGUGAAUUUGUUAAAUUUGGAAGAAACUGUGACAGGAAAAGAACAGCAAAAGAGUGCCUCAAAAUUAGUGAAACAAAGAAUUUGAAGAGUUAACGGUGACGGUGAAAUAAAAAAAAACAUCUAAAAAGGAAUAAAGAAAGAUCAGCUAUCUAAAGGAAUAAUAAGUUGCUGACUGUUGCAGAAAGUCCCUUCUCACUGUGAACCGAUGUUUGGAUUACAAUUUAUGACAAUUUAAAGAUUUACUGAGUCAACCUUUGUGCAUGAUCGUGGCUUGCAGCAGCUUUGUGAACCGUGAAGAAACCUGCAAUAAAUUCGGAAGAGAUCGAUCGAGCCCCCGCCGAACGUCCGUUCGGGGCAGCCUUAUAAUGUGAAAGUGAUUUUUUCCUUCAGUUUUUUUGGUUGCUUUGAAGAAAUAUGGGAAGUGUCGGUUAGGAUGAAGAAGGAGUUUGGUGUGAAAUAAAUAAAAGUGCAAUUACAAAAAAAAAAUCUUUGAAACGAGUGUGAGUGUGUGUACGUGUGCGUUGGUGAAGACGCGCAGGUCCUGAUGGUGGUUUUCAACUAUGACACAACUGGAGGAAUCGAGAAAGGAGCCUCAGCAGCCGCCGCCGUCUCAGCCACAUCUGCAAGUGCCGAAUCCGGCGGUGGAAGUCGGAGGCGGUCGGACGUACGUGUUCCCGGGGCCGAGUGCUGCGGUUGGUGGCCCCGGCGGUAGUGGGAUACCGGCGACGGCAGUGGCUCCGACCGGUCGGGCACUGUUCGAGCAUCCGCGGAGUGGUGGCCACUCGCGGUCGAUUAGCCAUGGCGAGGGAUCGUUCGGGAUGCUGGGGGCGGCUGGCCGCCCAUCGGCACUCAAAUCCGCCGUCAAGGGUGGCCACCAGCGGGCGUUGUCUCAGGGACAAAUCACCGAUGCACCGGUGCCGCGGUCCGGUCACAGUCGGGUGGGGUCCAAGACGGAUUUCAUUCUCCCGCCCGGCCACAAGGAACAGCAGGAACCACGCGAAACGGGAACCGCCUCGACGGCCGGCAAAGGCCACUCGCGGCAAGCGUCCCGGUCGGAGUCGAUCUACACGCUGCGGCGAGCCGAUCGACCUCCAUGGUGGAAACGAUGGAUCUUCUGCCGCAGUAGCAAAUUCGAAGACCGGGGCUACCGGAUAGUGGUCCCGAAUCACACAGUGCCUCCCAAAACCCCCAAAGCGGACCACCCGAACGGGCGCCUCGUGGGCAACAAAAUUCGGACUACCAAGUAUACGCUCCUGUCGUUCGUUCCGAAGAAUCUGCUCGAGCAGUUCCACCGCGUCGCGAAUCUGUACUUUAUCUUCAUCGUGCUGCUCAACUGGUUCCCCCAGAUAAACGCGUUCGGCAAGGAAAUCGCCAUGAUCCCGGUCCUGUUUGUGCUGGGUGUGACCGCCAUCAAGGAUCUGUUCGAGGACCGGCGGCGGCGCGCCUCGGACAAGCGGAUUAACAACUCGACCUGCCGCGUGUACAAUGGUGAAUCCGAGCGCUACAAGAAGGUCCUGUGGCAAGAUGUGCGCGUGGGAGACCUGGUCCAUCUGUCCAACAACGAAACCGUCCCGGCGGACAUCCUGCUGCUCAAGUCGAGCGACCCGCACGGCGUGUGCUACAUCGACACGUGCGACCUGGACGGGGAGACGAACCUCAAGCGGCGGCAGGUUAUCCGCGGGUUCGCCGAGAAGCAGCACUCGUUCGUGCAGAGCAAGUUCACGAGCCGGGUCGAGGUGGACGCCCCGUCCACCAAGAUCUACCGCUUUCACGGCGCUGUGAUACAUCCGUCCGGCGAGCGCGUCCCGGUUUCAACGGAGAGUUUGCUGCUGCGCGAAAGUCGACUGAAGAACACGGACUAUGCCGAGGGGAUCGUUGUGUACGCCGGGCACGAAACGAAGGCGAUGCUGAACAACAGUGGACCCCGGUACAAGCGGUCCCAGAUCGAGCAGCAGAUGAAUAUCGAUGUCAUAUGGUGCGUCAUCAUACUCAUCAUCCUGUGCGUGAUCGGUGCGAUUGGGUGCAAGAUGUGGCUGUCCUCGUUCGUGGAUAAGGUCCCCGACGACAAGUACAAUAAGACCUUCCGAAUUCCGUACCUCCCGUUCGAGAUUGAUCCGGACUACGAGGGUCUGCUGGCGUUCUGGACGUUUGUGAUAAUUUUACAGAUUAUGAUUCCACUUUCUUUGUACGUGACGAUUGAGUUGUGCAAGAUCAUGCAGGUGUACCACAUCCACAACAGUUUGGAUUUGUACGAUCCGCAGACGAACAAGCGUACCGAGUGUCGGGCGAUGAACAUUACGGAGGAGUUGGGUCAGGUUAGGUACAUAUUUUCGGACAAAACGGGCACGCUGACGGAGAACCGUAUGAUCUUCCGGCGGUGUACGAUCGUGGGGGUGGACUACAACCAUCCGGAAACGGAGGAGGAGAAAGAACUGACCAAAAUGGGAGGUGUCGUGCCGAACCUUCAGCCAAAUAUUAGCUUAGUAGAGAAUUUAAACCAGACCACCGACGCGGGCAGGUUGACCGGCAGUGCCCAACAGAUCCAGGAGUUUUUCCUGGUGUUGGCGAUCUGCAACACGGUGGUGGUCAGUGCCACACCCCACAAGGACCACAUGAACGCGAGCGGAGUGAUCGAACUGAACGACAGUGACACGAGCGUCACGCUGGUGCGGCCGGUGAUCGCCGAAGGAAUUGCCAACGGCGUUGAUCCGGCGAGCGAUCGGUACGCCCGAUUGACAGAGUCACGAUCGAUCACCCCCUCCCCACCGCCAAAUGCACCCUCGUCACUGCCGUUGAAGCAAACCCAUGUGCCAUCGCUGUCGCCGAUCAGCAGCUCAGCGGAAACGUCACCCAUGUCGGAGAGUCCGCCAAUGAAACUGAAGGCGAUCACGCCAACGGCCCGCGUCAAGUCGCUGGUAGCAAAGCUGCCCAAGGGCCCGUUCAAGGGUAGUAAUAAGAACAAGUUCAACAUGAAUAGCGUUAAGUUCCAAAAGUCCCUGUCGCAGGGAUCGACACCAAGUGAUCGCCGCCCAAUCUUCGAAGCGGAAAGCCCCGACGAGCUGGCGCUGGUCAACGCGGCGUACAGCUACGACUGCUGUCUAAUCAACCGAAGUCCAAACCACGUACUGGUGAACGUCCCGGGUGAUGGCGUGAUCGAGUACGAAGUGCUCAAGAUCCUCCCGUUCGACUCGAACCGCAAGUGCAUGUCGGUGGUGGUCCGCAAAACCGGCACCCAGGACGUCGUCCUCUACACCAAAGGCGCCGACAGUUCCAUUAUGUCUAGUCUAGCACCGUGUGCGCCCAACUCCGAGGAGUACCGACUUCGCGAGCAAACCCAACACCAGCUGAACCUCUACGCCCGGCAAGGCCUCCGCGUCCUGGUCAUGGCCAAACGACACCUCGACGCCACCGACUUCUCCGAGUGGUACAGCAAACACCAGGAGUGCGAACUCAGCAUGGAAAACCGCGAAAAGAAGAUCCGAGAAUCGUUCAGCCUACUCGAACGCAACCUCACCCUGCUCGGAACCACCGGCAUCGAGGACCGCCUCCAAGAGGGAGUCCCCGAAGCGAUCGCCUCCCUCAUCCAGUCCGGCAUCGUGAUAUGGGUCCUGACCGGGGACAAAACCGAAACCGCCAUCAACGUGGCCUACUCGGCGCGUCUCUUCAACCCCCAGAUGGACAUCCUCCGGCUGACGGCGCGAUCGCGCGAUUCCGCCGAAGCGUGCAUCAACUUCUACCUGAACGAGAUCGAGAAGCAGCUGAACGACGUAGACUUUAGCAUCCGGAGUGAUCGCGAGAAGGGCCGCGCGCUGGUCGUCGACGGCAAGACGCUCACGUUCAUCCUCGAUCUGCGGUCGAACCUGACGAAGCCGUUCCUCCAGCUGACCAAGUACUGCUCGUCGGUGCUGUGCUGCCGGGCGACCCCCCUUCAGAAGGCGUUCCUAGUGAAGGUGGUCAAGGAGGAGCUGCGGAUGAGCACGCUGGCGAUCGGGGACGGGGCGAACGACGUGUCGAUGAUUCAGAUGGCGGACGUAGGCGUUGGUAUCUGCGGUCAGGAGGGUAUGCAAGCGGUGAUGGCGUCCGACUUUACGAUCGCCAAGUUUAAGAUUCUGGAGAAGUUGCUGCUGGUGCACGGCCACUGGAACUACGAUCGGUUGGCGCGAAUGAUCAUCUACUUCUUCUACAAAAAUGCCGCCUUCGUAUUCCUGCUGUUCUGGUACCAGCUGUACUGCGGCUUCUCCGGCGCCGUCAUGAUCGACGAGAUCUACCUGAUGAUCUACAACCUCAUCUUUACCGCGCUGCCCCCGCUCGCGAUCGGCGUGUACGACAAGAAGAUAAUCGACGACCUGCUGCUCAACUACCCGCGGCUGUACCGGCACGGUCGCCUCGGCAAGGGCUACAAGCCGCACACCUUCUGGAUCGUGAUGCUGGACGCGCUCUACCAGAGCCUGGUGAUCUUCUUCGUGGCCAAGGCCACCUUCUGGGACUCGGACGUGGACGUGUGGGUGUUCGGGACGACGAUCACGUCGUCCUGUCUGUUCGCGAUGCUGCUGCACUGUGCCAUAGAAGUUAAGUCAUGGACGAUUCUUCACGUGUUAUCGAUCGCAAUUAGUAUAGGUUCGUUCUACGUGUUCGCGUUCGCGUACAACACCGUGUGCGUGAGCUGCUUCGGGCUGCCCUCGAACUACUGGGUGAUCCACAUGAGCAUGAGUACCAUUCAGUAUUACCUUAUAACUGCCUUGACGGCGGUGCUUGCUCUGCUACCUCGCUUCAUCUACCGCGUGCUGGAGAACACUGUCUUUCCGGGCGAGGGCAUCCGCGUGACGUUGCAGUACAAGGAAGAGAAACGAAGAGGUGAGAAUCUGCUCGUGACCUGGUCCCGGUCCACGUCUGCCUCGUCUAUAUUCAGGUACCUAACGACAACAACAACAACAACGACGACGACGACCACGACCAUGACCACGAAUGCGGCCGGAGGCGCAUCCUCCUCCUCCUCCACUAGGAAGAACCUGGGCGGCGGCGGCGGAAGUAGCUCCAAGGGUAGCAACUCGUUGAAAGCCCGCAAGAAGCUGAACGCCGCCGUCGGCAUCCUGGAGCGGAACAAUCCCCAGGAACGGUUCGGGUACUAGAUGGAGUGAGAGAGUGAGGGAGCCUUGCUGCAAGGUCAUGGUUGUGGGUUGCUUGCGCUUCAAGAGUCACCAUCAUCACCAGCCAAGUAUUUGUAAUGCUUGCUCGAGAGAUAAAGCGAGGUCGAGUGACCGAAGCGAAUGCCAAUGAACCGCCGAUUACCGGACUACGCAUAAGACUGUGACAAACGCCAGAUUGCGGACGAAGCCAGCGUGAAACGCGGAGCAGAAGUGGUAGAAAGUGACGGGAUGCAAGACGAUUCAGCUUAGUUGUGUUAAUUUUUAAAUCUUGUUUAUCUUUUCGCCCUCACUUUCGUUUUUGUAGUUGAAAUCUGCUUUUUAAAUAGUCGAUUACCGGGUACGAUGAAAUAUUUAUUUUUUAAACUAACUGCACUUACUCUCAUUUGUGAUCCUGCGAAAGCUCAAUCUGUUAAAAAAAAUCUUUACAUAAAGACCAGCCAUAUCCUAAGGAAUGCAUUCACAUUCACAACAACUAUUAAACAUUUGAUAGCGGCCUUAAAUCCCAAUAGUUGUUCCCCUUUUUGCAUUAUACACAAAACUUAUUGGAAUAAAAAUCAAAUUAAAACAAUCGAGUUUUUGGAAGAGCCUGUAAAUAUUGCCCAACUAUUUGUACAGCUAAAUAGCAACAAAAAAAAAGGUAAAACAAUAAUCAGCUGUUUCCUCUAUUGGGCGGCCUCCGCGUGUAGAAAAUAAAGCAACAAAUGUGACUGUUGAAUUUGCUUGUUAAAAAAUACCCCCCUAAACUAAUCCCACUUAUUCGGGAACGAUAGCAGAAUAUUUCACUGACUUCACACGGAUAAGAAGCUUUGAAAAUGCAUUUCGCAGUACCAUGAUACGCUUAAAAAUAAUAAAAAACUAAACUAGAGAAAAAUAAACGUCCCUCUUCGCUAAGCAAAAACAAAUUUAAAAAAAAACUUGAGAAAAGCAAAUUAGCUAAUAAAUACAACAAAAAGUGGCUGUGACACGACACUGAGACGAAAGGAAAAAAAAGAAGGGGGCGAAAUCUGCUGCCGAUCGGAGAGGGAUUGAGGACGACAAUAAAGACAACGCGAAUCAGAAUUGGAAAUUUUGCGCUAAAAGUAAGACUAACCGCGAGUAGCUUAUCCUUCAAUCAACAAAUAAUUACGAAAGUGUAGUAUUUUUGGCGCGGCUCUCCCCUAGGGACCACCAUUGUUCUUUAAGUUGACUUGCAAACAGCGCGCUGACGACAAUUGUUAGUUUUUUAAAUUACAAAGCAAAUAGCAAAGUCCGAUAAGUUUACGCUGCAAAGUUAUACGCCUAAGGGUAGGUCAAAGUGAAAAGGAGCCUAAUACCAAUAUCUAAGUGAAGUUAAACACAACAAUAACAAAAAAAAUCGUAAGCUGUACAUAACAAGAUACAUAAUGUGAAACGAAAACGGUAGCAAACGUAAAUCAAAACUGUUAUGUAAGUAUUAUAUUUUAUUCGUAUAACGUAACGCGCCGAGAUUGAGAGGAGUUUUUAUAAAGAAAAGUGUAAACAAUUA
Molecule: messenger RNA, 6666 nt
Organism: Culex pipiens pallens (northern house mosquito)
Lineage: Eukaryota; Metazoa; Arthropoda; Insecta; Diptera; Culicidae
Product: phospholipid-transporting ATPase VD
Exons: 11
Coding region: 576-5144 (1522 amino acids)
Biological process (GO): phospholipid translocation
Cellular component (GO): plasma membrane
Molecular function (GO): ATP binding; ATP hydrolysis activity; ATPase-coupled intramembrane lipid carrier activity
Source: RefSeq, a predicted model, not a curated record